UUCUGUUUUUGGCUUUUUGCUGAUUUCUCCUUGCGCAAGCAAACUCAAAAAACGCAGCAGUUUUUCCUUUAAGAAAAAAAGCAGUAGAACUCCUUCAUUCCAACUCAGUGCUCAUGGAUGCGCAAGAAGGAACUCAGCAGUCACAGCAGCUAAUCCUUGCUCACAAAGUCUUCCUCCUCAAGCACCGGGAUGUCCCUGACAUCGAGAAGGUCCGACUCAAGGAUGAGGUCCUAAACACCGUCAAAUCCAAUUAUAUGACUCCAUAUUAUGAAAACCUAGUCGCGGACAAGGUGCUGGACCUGGACCACAGCGUUUUGGACUCGAUGCGUGCAAAGAAUGAGGAAGAGAUUAAAAAGAUCGACGAAAAGAUUGCUGAUGCUGAAGAAAACUUAGGUGAAAGUGAAGUUCGAGAAGCACAUUUAGCUAAAUUCUUAUAUUUCAUUCAGAUUGGUGAAAAGGAGAAAGCAUUGGAGCAACUGAAGGUGACAGAAAACAAGACAGUUGCUGUUGGGCAAAAGAUGGACUUGGUCUUCUACUCGUUGCAGAUAGGCUUUUUCUAUAUGGAUUUUGAUCUUAUUUCUAAGAGUAUUGAUACAGCGAAAAACUUGUUCGAGAAAGGAGGUGACUGGGAGAGAAAGAACCGUUUGAAGGUGUAUGAAGGCUUGUAUUGCAUGUCCACUAGAAAUUUUAAGAAGGCUGCCAAUCUAUUUUUGGAUUCCAUUUCUACCUUCACAACUUACGAACUUUUCCCUUAUGACACAUUCAUAUUUUACACUGUGCUUACAAGCAUCAUAUCAUUGGAUAGAGUUUCUCUGAAACAAAAGGUGGUUGAUGCUCCUGAAAUCUUGACUGUGAUUGGAAAAAUUCCACAUCUUUCGGAAUUUUUAAAUUCUCUUUACAAUUGUCAGUACAAAUCAUUCUUCUUAGCAUUCGCUGGCCUGACAGAGCAGAUCAAAAUGGACCGCUGUUUGCAUCUACAUUUCCGGUUUUACAUGAGAGAGAUCAGGACUGUUGUUUACUCUCAAUUUUUGGAAUCCUACAAGAGUGUUACUAUUGAAGCCAUGGCAAAGGCUUUUGGGGUGACGGUAGAAUUCAUUGAUCAGGAGCUAUCUCGUUUUAUCGCAGCAGGGAAGCUUCAUUGCAAGAUUGACAAGGUUGCUGGUGUCCUCGAAACUAACCGCCCUGAUGCGAAGAAUGCUCUUUACCAGGUCACUAUUAAACAAGGUGACUUCUUAUUAAACCGGAUCCAGAAGUUGUCUCGUGUCAUUGAUCUAUGAAUUAGUUAGGUAUUUCAUCGGAUUUAGAAAUGGAGAACCAAUAUUUUCAAGUUUGAAAGAAAUAUGGAAAAUAUAAAAUAAUGCUUUUGGAUUCAAUUUUGUUCUUUUGUUUCAUGAUUGUGAUACUAUUCCCUUUUGGUCAAUGAAUUUGAUUCUAUUUUAUCCC
Gossypium raimondii (Peruvian cotton) is the source of this 1443-nucleotide messenger RNA. RefSeq names its product 26S proteasome non-ATPase regulatory subunit 6 homolog. NCBI's taxonomy places the organism in Eukaryota, Viridiplantae, Streptophyta, Magnoliopsida, Malvales, Malvaceae. The record is from RefSeq and is a predicted model, not a curated record. The transcript has 8 exons. Gene Ontology annotation, biological process: proteasome-mediated ubiquitin-dependent protein catabolic process. Bases 114 to 1277 code for a protein of 387 amino acids.